This is a messenger RNA of Cololabis saira (Pacific saury), 2031 nucleotides long. It is a transcript of the gene rem1, whose product is annotated as RAS (RAD and GEM)-like GTP-binding 1. Bases 288 to 1217 code for a protein of 309 amino acids. Gene Ontology annotation, biological process: negative regulation of high voltage-gated calcium channel activity. Lineage: Eukaryota; Metazoa; Chordata; Actinopteri; Beloniformes; Belonidae. The transcript has 5 exons. Gene Ontology annotation, molecular function: GTPase activity; GTP binding; calcium channel regulator activity. Gene Ontology annotation, cellular component: plasma membrane. The record is from RefSeq and is a predicted model, not a curated record.
CACACACACACACACACACACACACACACACACACACACUUGGGCACACACACACACACACACACACAUAGAGGGAGCUAGAUAACUGUGAUUCCACUGCUGAAUUUUUAACGCUGUUGUGGAACUUUUUUUCCAGCCGGGUUACUGUGGCACCGGGGUAAUGUUACACUGACAGCAGCCACAGGACCGGGUUCACUUCAUUUCUGUUGUUUACAGAGGCAGGACAGAAACAGCCUGCGCGUGGCGUGAGUGGCCAUUCCUGUCCCGAUGCCGUCACCGCAGCGAAAAUGACCCUGAACACCCAAAGAGAGAAGGAGCCCCUGCGGCGGCGAAGCAGCACGCCGGCCCCUUCCAUCCACCAGCACCCAUCCUGGACUCGGGACCUCCAACUCUCCAGCAGCACUCAGCCAGACUCGGAGCAUUCGAACCCGCUCCGCAGCCACCCUCCUCUGGGGCAGUCGGCGUCCUACCACCCCGGAGACAAAUCCCUUCACUACCGUGCCCAGUGGAGCUCAGAUUCGGAUGACGAUUCGCAGAGUGACUCAGAUUGUGUUUACAGAGUGGUGUUGCUUGGAGACCAUGGUGUCGGAAAGACCAGCCUCGCAGGAAUCUUUGCUGGAAUCACAGAGAAAGAUGAACAACCUGGAGAGGAUACGUAUGAGCGGACGCUGACGGUAGACGGGGAGGAGACCACGCUGAUCGUCAUGGAUACGUGGGAGAAUGACAAACUGGAGGCAGAAGACUCCUCCUCUCUCGACAACUGUCUGAAGGUGGGGAACGCUUACGUUAUCGUGUAUUCGGUCACCGACCGCUCAAGUUUCGAAUCCGCUGCUGAACUCCGCAUCACGCUGAGACGCACUCGCCAGGCCGAAAACCUUCCCAUCAUCCUCGUGGGCAACAAGAGUGAUUUGGUGCGAGCCAGAGAGAUCGCUGUGGAAGAGGGCCGAGCUUGUGCGGUCGUGUUCGACUGCAAGUUCAUCGAGACGUCGGCAUCUCUGCAGCACAACGUGACCGAGCUGUUUGAGGGGGUGGUGCGGCAGAUCCGCCUCCGUAGGGAUGGGAACGAGGUCACGAAGCGCAGACACUCGCUCUACAAGCGCAAAGAGAGCCUCACCCAGAAGGCUCGGCGUUUCCUCGACCGGCUGGUGGCACGUAAGAACCAGCGCAUGGCGGUGAAAGUGCGGUCCAAGAGCUGUCACGACCUGGCCGUCCUCUGAACAUCAGUCUCCAUCGGGAGUUUGGUUUUUUUCUGACUUGUUUAACUUCUUUCUGGCUACGUUUUCUUGGACGACGGUGUCAGCCGAGUCGCACACAUUCAGUGAACUGACCUCUGACAAGGCGAUCAGAGGCGAACUGAGCAAAUCGACAUCCAAGAACUCAACGAGAUCAGCAGAUUUCACUCUUCAUGGUUUAGUGUCAAACCUUUUUUUUUCUCUCUGGAUGAACUUUGAACAUAAGAUUUCAGAUGAAUCUAAGUGAUCAUCACUGCACUGUUUAGAAGCUGUAUGUGUGAAAUGGCUUCAUCUUUUCAAAGUCUGUGUGCGCGUUUUGACAGGCAACGUAGAGUUUCCAUCGUAGAGGACAUGUUGUGGUUUUCUUUUUUUUUGUCCACUAUGCUGUUAUCCCAAGAUGACGACUGUUCGAAGCUCAAUGUGCAGAAUGUUUUAACAGGACAGCAUUCCCAAAAUCACACAAUGAUUUUGACGACCAACACUGUGACUUAAUUAUGGACUUAACUUAAAUGUAUAAAAACGUUUCUUUCUUAUUCUUAAAUUGAUUUUGUUUUCAUUGUUUAAAAUGAUCAUUCAAUCAAUUUAUCAGAUCUUAAUAAACAUUACUGUGUAUGAUACGUCUUCCACGUCUUAAUUCCUACAAAUGUUAAAGGAUGCCACGGAAAGUUAAUAUAAAAGAUUUGAAAGCAAUAGGGGGAAAGUUAAAUACUUUAUAUUUCAUUACUCUAACAUCAUCAUCUUCUGCUAAAUGGGUGCUAUUUACAGCCAUCAUAACUAACUUUGGUUUAAACUUGGAGUG